GUGCUGAAAGUGGCCAUUUUGGCGGAGAAGUACGCGUCCGACUAUACCUGGUAUGUGGACGUUAUCCUAAACUUGAUUAGAAUCGCUGGUGACUACGUUAGUGAAGAGGUCUGGUAUCGAGUCAUUCAAAUUGUGAUAAACAGAGAGGAUGUUCAGGGAUACGCCGCCAAAACUGUCUUCGAGGCACUUCAAGCGCCGGCAUGUCAUGAGAAUAUGGUGAAAGUCGCGGGUUAUAUAUUGGGAGAGUUCGGUAAUCUAAUAGCCGGUGACCAGCGGUCGAGUCCAUUGAUUCAGUUCCAACUCUUACAUUCGAAAUACCACUUGUGCUCGGCUUCCACUCGGGCUCUACUGUUGACAACUUAUGUGAAAUUUAUUAAUUUAUUCCCCGAAAUCAAAGGAGACAUUCAAACGAUUCUCAAAAAUCAUAGCAAUAUUCGCAGUGCGGACGCAGAGCUUCAACAGAGGACUGUAGAGUACCUCCAGUUGACGAGCAUUGCGUCGACCGAUGUGUUGGCCACUGUGUUGGAGGAAAUGCCUCCCUUUCCCGAACGCGAGAGCUCUAUAUUAGCGUCGCUUAAGAAGAAGAAGCCGGGAAUGACGGGAGGAGUGGCCACUACUGGCAAAGAAUACAAGGGAACUAUGAAUAACAAUACGUUGAACGACAUAACGAGUCCAGUGAUCAACACUAACGCCUCCGCCGAUCUGUUGGGACUCAAUAGUUCGCCUCCGACUGCCGUCACAUCAAACGCCAGUCUAUUAGUGGAAGUGUUUGGCGAUUCGGCCAUAUCUUCGAACAACACGUCGGCUCUGAAUAACAACAUCGGCUCUUCUGGUAUCACUUUAAACAACUCCGGAGUCGUCAUCAGCAAUGAAGAGGGCCUCAAGAAGUUGGUCUCCAAACACAACGGCGUUCUCUUUGAGAACGAUUUGCUUCAGAUUGGAGUGAAGGCGGAGUACCGCCAGAAUCUCGGGAGGAUUUCCCUCUUUUACGGCAAUAAAACCAAUUCUCAGUUUCUCUUAUUUUUCCCAUCGAUUUCAUGCACUGAACAGCUCCAGAAGUGUGUCAGUCUUCAAGCGAAACCCGUGGAGCCUAUCAUCGAAGCGGGCGCUCAAGUCCAGCAGCAAAUCAACGUCGAGUGUAUCAAUGAUUUUAGUGAUUUGCCCACACUUUUAGUGGAGUUCAGUUAUAACGGUCCCCAAAGGUUUCCACUAAAGCUUCCGUUGACUUUAAAUAAAUUUCUGGAGCAAACAGUUAUGAACUCAGAGACCUUUUUUGGCCGUUGGAAGAACUUAAACAAUCCAUCACAAGAGGCGCAGAAAAUAUUUAAAGCCAAACACGGAAUGGACGCCGAAGUGACCAAAUCUAAGUUAUUAGGCUUUGGGUUUGAAUUAUUAGAGAACGUGGACCCGAAUCCUGAGAACUUUGUGUGCGCGGGUAUUGUGCACAGUAAGGCUGUUCAGGUCGGCGUUCUCCUCAGACUCGAGCCCAAUAUGCCGGCGCAGGCGUUGGAGUGA
Medioppia subpectinata is the source of this 1515-nucleotide messenger RNA. Lineage: Eukaryota; Metazoa; Arthropoda; Arachnida; Sarcoptiformes; Oppiidae. The record is from the annotation of a GenBank genome assembly.